AUGGAGAGUUUUGCUCUUGUUGUUAAAAUAAACACAUUUUUGUGCUUUGCUUUUUACGACUAUAAAUUGUGGGUGGUCAAUGAGUCAGUUAGAUUUCUUGUCUAUGUCGAUGAUCUUAUUAUUGUUGGAAAUAGUAAUCAUGCUAUUUCUCAACUUAAGAUCACAUUGCAGUCUCGUUUUUUUAUCAAAGAUCAUGACCACUUAAACUACUUUCUUGGAAUUGAAAUGGAAAUUUCUAGCAAAGGUCUAUUUCAUAACCAACGGAAGUACAUUCUUGACUUACUUGAAGAUGUUGAGAUGAUGAAUUGUAAGCUGACUCUUACUCUAUUGGAUAGUAAGUUGAAUCUUAACACUAAAAGUACACCUUUACAUGAUUUGAGUGACUAUCAGCGGUUUGUGGGUAAACUUAUUUAUCUUACCAUUUCUAGACCUGAAAAAACUUAG
Molecule: messenger RNA, 444 nt
Organism: Lathyrus oleraceus (garden pea)
Lineage: Eukaryota; Viridiplantae; Streptophyta; Magnoliopsida; Fabales; Fabaceae
Exons: 2
Coding region: 1-444 (147 amino acids)
Source: RefSeq, a predicted model, not a curated record